Molecule: messenger RNA, 4615 nt
Organism: Cololabis saira (Pacific saury)
Lineage: Eukaryota; Metazoa; Chordata; Actinopteri; Beloniformes; Belonidae
Product: immunoglobulin-like and fibronectin type III domain-containing protein 1
Exons: 23
Coding region: 149-3670 (1173 amino acids)
Molecular function (GO): protein binding
Source: RefSeq, a predicted model, not a curated record
AGCUUUUAUCACCGAACAAAACAGAGUGGCACAUCUAUAGUAAUGCUUAGUGACAGAGUAGAUACACGCUGAAGGUGGACAAGCAGAGCAUAAGGCUAGAGCCACAAAUUCAAAAUUCUGAACUGAAAAUCAGCAACAAAUUCCUGCCAUGAGUUCAAAGAAACUCCCAGAUGGACCAAAAGCCCCAGUGGCUAUCAAGAAAAGGUCCAGACUUCCUGGGGUCACGAUUACUCAGUUUGUUGAGAUACUUCCUGCAGGAAAGUCAACACCUGACUUCAGCCGUAAACCAAUGGCCACAAAUGUUCAAGAGGGGAAAAAAGGGUUCUUGAAAGCUAUGGUGAGUGGGGAGCCUGUACCAACUGUCACAUGGGGCCGCAAUAAGGGUGAAGUGGAUGAUCCGGUAAAGUACAAGAUCAAAUUUGAUAAAAGGAUGCAAGAAUACAUUCUUGAGAUAAACAACGUAAAAGCGGACGAUGCUGACACCUACAAAUGCGUUGCAACUAACACGUACGGGGAAGCUGUCUGCACAGCAAAUGUAAAUGUUAUUGACGCCCAAAAAAAGAAACCCCAAACAGAUGAACCAACUCAGAAUUUCAGAUCAAUGCUUAAAAAAGUUGACGUUGCCCCCAAAAAGAAGAAACCACAGAAGAAACCAGACGAAGAGGAAGAAAUUGAUCCAAAACUCUUGCAGAGGCUUCUCAAAGCGCCAAAGAGAGAUUAUGAAAAAAUCUGCUCGGAAUUUGGUGUCACUGACUUCCGUUGGAUGUUGAAGAGACUAAAACAAAUGAAAAAGGAGAUGGCAGAUGAGCAGGCUGGGGGGAAGCAGGACAGCGGGAAACAAACUGGGGCGAAACUCAGAGGAGGAUCUGCAUUAAGCUCUGACAUGAAAAAACGGGAUCCCAGCAGUGGCAUCAAGGGCGGGAUAGGUGACGAUGAUGAAGAUGAUGACGAUGAUGAUGAUGAUGAUGAUGAUGACGAUGAUGAGAGUGGAGAAGACAACGCUGAUCAAAGUGGCCAAAAGGACACCAAAACCAGCGACAAUGAUGACAAGUCUAAACUAGACAUGGUAGACCAUGCAGGGACUGGAAAGGAUGGAGCAGAUGCAGCAGCUACAGAUGGACAGGGGGAUAAAGGAGAUGGUUCUGGUGACGCAAAUAACCGAGACCAGGGUGACGGAGAUGACAAGAAUAAAAACCUCCAGGGGGAUGGAGAUGAUAAAAGUACAACAGAUGAUGCAGGUGAAAAGAAAACAAAGCGAACUGGUCCUUUGGUUCCUGACACCGUUACAGAUCAAGGUGUUCAGUUUGUCAGUGGGCUGUCAGAUGUAGCUGCCAAUGUUGGUGAACGAGCAGAGCUGUCCUGCAGACUCAGUAGUGACACCUCAGAGGGACGCUGGUAUAAAAAUGGAGAGCUGUUAACAGAUAAGGACGGAGUACAGAUUAUUAAAGAUGGAGCCUGUCAUAAAUUGAUAAUGGACUGCUGUGGCAAAGAGGAUGCAGCUGUGUACCGUUUUGAAGCUGAAGGGCGCAAAUCAGAGGCAUCUCUUAAUGUUCAAGAUCCUCCGAAACUCAACUUGGAAGCGUUUGAGAAAUUCACAAAGCCACUCAUUAUAAAGGCCGGUGAAAAUGCUGAAUGGAAGCUGGAAUUCUCAGGCGGAGAGCCAAUGAACAUACAGUGGUUCAAGGACGACGACAAACUCCUGCCUUCCAACAACGUGAAGCUUGAGACAUCAGACACAAAGAGCCAACUACGUCUCACAAAGUGUCAAAGGAAAGACAGCGGAGAGGUCAAAAUCAAAAUCAAAAACGAAUAUGGUACAAUAGAGGCAGUUUCAAAACUUAUUGUACUGGAUAAACCAACACCCCCGCAAGGGCCUGUGGACAUAAUAGAAAGUGCUGCAACGUCUGUUGAAUUCAAAUGGAAACCCCCAAAAGACAGCGGCGGCUGCCCGAUCACAAGCUACAUCAUUGAACGGCAACAGGUGGGACGAAAUAAAUGGAUAAAUCUGGGAGAGAUCCCCAAUAACCCUUGUUACAAAGAUACAGAUGUGGACCCAGGAAGGCGAUACUGCUACCGAAUCAGAGCCAAGAACGCAGAGGGCAUCAGUGACUUCCUCAAGACUGAGGACAUACAAGCUGGUGUUUUACGUUAUCCUGGAUCACCGGCGACACCCAAAGUGGCCAGUGCCUUUAAAGACUGCAUUAACCUCACAUGGUGUCCUCCGUGUGACACAGGAGGAUCCAAAAUAAUAGGAUAUAACCUGGAAAAGAACAAAGCAGGCACAAAUUACUGGAGCCUUGUAAACCAAGAUGGUCCUAUUACAGAUACAAAGUAUGCAGUGAAAGAUGUCUUUGAAGGUGCUGCAUACCAGUUUAGAGUGACUGCUAUCAAUCUCUCUGGUCCUGGACUUCCCAGUAUCCCGUGCGAAACAGUUAUUGCAAGAGAUCCAAUGAAGCCUCCAGGCAAAGUGAGAGACCUUAAAUUAACAGACUCCAGUUACACAACAUUUUCAUUGGCUUGGACUAAACCUAAGGAAGUGAAAGGAGUAGAAGAUGAAGCCCAGGGGUACUAUGUGGAGGUCCGACCAAUAAAAAGCCUCGAAUGGACCCGCCGUAAUACCGUCCCAAUUACUCUCACUUCCUACACUGUCCUUGGCCUCAAGGCAAUGGAAGCAUACUGGGUGAGAGUAAUAGCCACAAAUUAUGGAGGUGAUGGAGAAGCUCAGGGCUUUGACAAUUCCAUCAUCGCCAUGCCGCCUCCAGUAAGGCCAAAGUUUACAGGCCGCAACAUGAAGAGCUUCAUGGUCGUGAAAUCUGGAAACACUGUUCGUAUCAGCAUCGCCUUCGAGGCAUCCCCACUGCCAGAUAUUUCCUGGUUCAAGGACGGUAUCCUGGUGUCCAAACAUGUAACGAUUACCAACUCUGAAAAGGGCUCUCAACUGUUAAUUCCCACAUCUGAGAGAUCAGACAGCGGCAUGUACACCAUCACCGUGAAGAACAUGGUUGGGCAGGAAAGCUUUAAUGUUGAAGUCAGAGUCACAGACGACCCGAAGCCUCCAGGUCCUGUGGAGCUGGAUGAGAACACCCCAGGAACAGUGACUCUAAGCUGGACUCCUUCCCCAGAUGAAAAGAGAGAUGACAGGUUACACUACAUGGUAUCCAAACGCGAUUCCCUCAAGCUUACUUGGAAGACGGUGGCUGACAAUAUUUUUAACAAUAAGCGCACAAUUGUCGACAUAAUUCCUGGACGGGAGUAUUACUUCAGGGUGUUUGCCAAAAAUGACAUGGGCCUUUCGGCCCCAUCUGUGUCCCCUGUGUUUGAAAUCAAAAAGGAAAAAGAAAAAUUCCAAGUAGAUAUGCCAGAGGUUAAAUCUGUGGACCUUGAGUCGCCUCCAUCAUUUAUUCUCCCCCUUAAGAGGCGCACUGCUCCUCAAGGGUACGAAUGCUUCAUGAGCUGUGCAACGAAGGGCAAUCCUGCACCACGUGUCACGUGGUACCGCAACAAUAUCAGCCUCAACACAAACACCAACUACCACAUCAGGAAUGUAUGUGGGGUCUGCUCCUUGGCGAUACUCCGAGUGGGAGCCAAUGACAACGGAGACUACAACGUCGUCAUAGAGAACAAACUGGGGACAGCAGAGUCGUCCAUGAUGCUGAAUGUCAGAGAGUGAAGAGGACCUUUAGCAGCUGGAAUGAACCAAAAAAUUAACCAAAUAUUUAGACCAUACAAAAUGAAAACAAAAGGUGCCCCCGUUUAUUGAUGUCCUUAAAAGUCAUUAAACUUAUUAUUUCAUGCUAACUUUUCUGAAAACUAUAAAAUAUUAAUACGGAGGAGAAUGAAAUGCAUUUUUAUGCGGAAAUUGUACAAAAACAUAAAUAAAAAGAAAUUAUAAAUAUAUUAUAAAGAGGUAUAUUAUAAUUCUCAGCCAAAGUUGAUUGUUAAAUGAAUAAAAAAAAUAAUAAUUAGUUUAAUAUAAGAUGAGUUAAUAGAGCAGGAACUUCGAAAAAUAGAAUACAAAAUAAAGUAUAUAUUUAGUUUCAAGACACAGUUUGUUGUCUGAAAAAUGUUGCGGAGAACCCUGAAUCCCCCAGGCCUCUGGUUGAGGACCCGAGCUUGAACAGCACAGCCACCCACAGAUCAAUGGCCUAUGGUGCAAAGGGUUUUUUGUUCUUUGUUUUUUUUUCUCAAUGCGGUUACUAUCAUCAAUAUGCUUCCAUGACACCCUGGUGGCACAGUAAUUACGGGCUCAAGAUGAUAGGACGUGAUACUUUAGUAGAAGACGGGAAGCAGCCACACUUUGCAGAAUCCCUGUACAAAGACAACAUGCAGCUCUUCCAGUCCACCUGCUUCCUCUGCCUCUGUUCGUGCCAGGCUCACAGGCUCACCGGCUCAAGGCCAAGAAGCUGCAAGAAGACGCUUUCAUCUGGUUGAACACACAUAUUCCAAAGUCUGGCACAAUUAAAAGCUUCUUUUGUUUAACAGCUAUUUUAGCUUCUUCUUUUUUUUCACCUUCACUUUCAGGGGCUUUACUGCAAAACAGCCUUGAGCAGAUUUUCUAAGUACUUUUACAGCUAUACAAAUGACAGUCACAGACCUCCAGAAGGUGAUGUAGACG